GCUGCCGAUGCCUCUCCUGGGUCCGUGAGGAGUCCCCGGACCUGGCCCCGAUCGGGGGGCCCUAUCGCCUCGCCCCAGGCGCUUCUCAGAGGGGACGACCCCCAACUGGGUCCCGGCAUUCCCCCUCUCCCCACUUGGGGGCGAACCCGGCAGGUUUUCCAUCAGAUGUUCCACUGCCAUAAUGCUGGAGUUAAGAAGUCUACAGUGCUUUACUCCAAACCAGAAGAUUUUGUUCCCUGCAUAUAGACUGAGAGUAAUGUUGUUUAGAAAUUGGCUUGUGUUUAAAACUGAAGAUUUUUAUAACAGUUUAACCUUAUCUCUAUGCUGAAGUAAGCUCAAUUAUUGUGCAGAUACGAAAACUGGGGUAACUCAAAUCUUUCUGGAACCAUGAAAAUUUUGCUGGUUUUUGAUUUUGACAAUACAAUCAUAGAUGAAAACAGUGACACCUGGAUUAUACAGUGUGCUCCAGAGAAAAAACUUCCUAAUGACCUACAGAAUUCUUAUAAAAAGGGAUUUUGGACAGAAUUUAUGGGUAGAGUCUUUAAAUAUUUGGGAGAUCAAGGUAUAAGAGAAGAAGAAAUGAAAAGAGCAGUGACAUCAAUGUCUUUCACUCCGGGAAUGGUGGAACUUUUUAACUUUAUAAGAAAAAAUAAGGAUAAAUUUGACUGCAUCAUUAUUUCAGAUUCGAAUUCAGUCUUCAUAGAUUGGGUUUUAGAAGCUGCAGUUUUUCUUGAUGUGUUUGAUAAAGUAUUUACAAAUCCAGCAGCUUUUGAUAGUAAUGGUUAUCUCAUUGUGGAAAAUUAUCAUGCUCAUUCUUGCAAAAGGUGCCCAAAGAAUCUCUGCAAAAAUGUAGUUUUGGAAGAAUUUGUAGGUGAACAGUUAAGACAGGGAGUGAAUUAUACCCACAUUGUUUAUAUAGGAGAUGGUGGAAAUGAUGUCUGUCCGGUAACCUUUUUAAAGAAGAAUGAUAUUGCCAUGCCACGGAGAGGAUAUACCCUACAGAAAACUCUUACCAUGAUGUCUCAAAAUCUUGAACCUAUGGAAUAUUCUGUUGAAACUUGGUCUUCGGGUGUUGAAAUAAUUUCUCAUUUACAAUUUCUAAUAAAGGAAUAAUAUGCCAACAA
Messenger RNA from Sorex fumeus (smoky shrew), 1124 nucleotides. RefSeq names its product phosphatase, orphan 2 (gene PHOSPHO2). Gene Ontology annotation, molecular function: phosphatase activity. The transcript is spliced from 4 exons. The record is from RefSeq and is a predicted model, not a curated record. Lineage: Eukaryota; Metazoa; Chordata; Mammalia; Eulipotyphla; Soricidae. The coding region runs from base 388 to 1113 and encodes 241 amino acids.